GCCUCUGCCUUUUUCCUCCCACCCUCCUUCACCUGGCUCUUAAAGGGCCUGGCCUCUGACCGGAGGCUACUUAAGGCAGUGGCGGGCAGCAGCUGCGCUACGACUGCUCUGGGAGGAGUGGACGGGGCAAAAAUGCUGACCAUGACCCCUCACAGGCUUCUGCCACCACUGCUGCUAACUCUGUUGCUCGCUGCCCGCCCAGGAGGCGCCUUGGCACGGUGCCCAGGCUGCGGGCAGGGGGUGCAGGCGGGCUGUCCAAGGGAGUGCGUGGAGGAGGAUGCGGGGCUGCCGGCUGAGGGUUGUGCGGAAGCUGGGGGCUGCCUCAGGAGGGAGGGGCAGCCGUGCGGGGUCUACACCCCUAACUGCGCCCCAGGACUGCAAUGCCAGCCGCCUGAGGAAGAGGAGGCGCCUCUGCGGGCGCUGCUGCUGGGCCGCGGCCGCUGCCGGCGGGCCCGCACGCCCUCGGGGGAAAAUCCUAAGGAGAGUAAACCCCAAACGGGGACUACUCGUCAACAGGAUGUGAAUCGCAAAGACCAGCAGAGGAACCCAGGGACCUCUACUACUCCCUCCAGGCCCAAUCCUGGAGCUAUCCAAGACACCGAGAUGGGUCCGUGCCGCAAACAUCUGGACUCAGUGCUGCAGCAACUUCAGACUGAGGUCUACCGGGGGGCUCACACCCUCUACGUGCCUAAUUGUGACCAUCGGGGCUUCUACCGGAAACGGCAGUGCCGCUCCUCCCAAGGGCAGCGCCGAGGUCCCUGCUGGUGUGUGGAUCGGAUGGGCCAGCCUCUGCCAGCGUCCUCAGACAGCAAUGGAAGCUCCCCUUGCUCCACCGGGAGCAACGGCUAAGGCCAGGUGGGGACCCACAGGGCCACUGGCAAGAGCAUGGGGCUAUCAUCUUGCAUCAUUUAUUGAGUAAUGAGUAACUCAGGGGCCCUGAGCGCCAAACCCCACCUUCAGGCCCUGCCCCAUUGACCCUUCACCCCUGGGACCUCACACUUGGAAAGAUUGUUGGUGUUGGCUUGGAGUGUUAAUAAAGCUGUGUUGGGGUUCUCAA
Pteropus alecto (black flying fox) is the source of this 1057-nucleotide messenger RNA. It is a transcript of the gene IGFBP6, whose product is annotated as insulin like growth factor binding protein 6. Gene Ontology annotation, cellular component: extracellular region. Gene Ontology annotation, biological process: regulation of insulin-like growth factor receptor signaling pathway. The record is from RefSeq and is a predicted model, not a curated record. The transcript is spliced from 4 exons. Lineage: Eukaryota; Metazoa; Chordata; Mammalia; Chiroptera; Pteropodidae. The coding region runs from base 133 to 849 and encodes 238 amino acids. Gene Ontology annotation, molecular function: fibronectin binding; insulin-like growth factor II binding; insulin-like growth factor I binding.